AUGAUACCAAUCCCAAGACUAGAGCAAGGUGGAGGAGGGCGUGGUUCAGACAAAAGUGAACAGUUUCCUCCUCCGCAUUUUACGCUUUUUACACCUGAUGACAACCCACCUAUCAUCCAAUCAAUCAAGGACUGGCUAUCAAACUGCGACCAUCGUCAUAGUGGUGCCUGUACCGUAUCAUCUUCGGCAUCUAGCAUACAGCAGAAAGUUUCUUGGCUUAUUGAUGUCAAGGAUCGCUGUAUAGUACGAGGGGCUGCUUCGAACGAAUAUCUGGCGCUCAGCUAUACUUGGCAGAACAAGACAAGUCAGACCAACAAGGAUGCUGAGUUACAGCUGCUCAGCAACAACAUCGAGUUAUUGACGACGGUCAAUGCGCUGGGGCAGUAUAAAUCGAAGUUACCCAAAGUUAUAACCGAUAGUAUGGAGUUGACGAGCGCAAUUGGGAAAAGGCAUCUAUGGGUGGAUAGACUCUGCAUCGUCCAAGACGAUCCAGGGAAAGCAGCCGAGUUUUCAUCAAUGGAUCGUGUGUAUUCUAGCGCCUACAUGACAAUUAUUGCUGCAGCCGAGUAUGGGAUGUUUCAUACUCCCGAAGCGACUAUCCACAGUCCAGAAGUAAGGCAUACAACGAGUAUUUGGUGCUUUGGGUCGGAGUGGGAAAAUCCCACUGAGCUGGCCGAGGCCGCCAGAGCAGAUCGUAUUAGGUCUUACUACGAGACAGUGUGUGCGUCUGAGUGGGUAAAAAGAGCCUGGACGUACCAAGAAUACGUUCUCAGCAAACGAGUGGUCUUCUUUCUGGGUACUCGAAUAUUCUGGCAAUGCGAGUGCGCAGUGUGGGAUUCAAGUCAACUUCGACCGCAGCAAAACGACCAACCUUCGCCGGGGACUCUAUCAGAAGUAGCGCCCAUGAGGCAGCUCUCAGUACCGACAUGGCCUGACUUCAGUAUCUAUGCUGACCUGGUUUGCCCCUAUAAUGGACGGGAGUUGACUUAUAAAGAAGACGGCCUCUCUGCGUUCCUAGGGGUCUUGAACUAUCUAGCUCCUGCAUUUCCACAAGGCUUUUUAUUCGGCUUACCCAGACUUUAUCUAGACCAUGCACUACUCUGGCAGCCAUUGAAAGGCACCUAUCUUGAUACAUGGCCCCGAACAAACCGGGACCACCAGGGAUGCGGCCCCUCAGCCCGAAGGCCCACGCUGCCCUCCUGGGCCUGGUGUGGAUGGCAAUGUUUUAUCGACCCUGAGAGCUUUCAAUCAGUUCCAAAUGUCGAUCAAGAUGGCCACAAGAAAAUAGACAUUACGAAUUCCUGGAAACUGCAAAACACCGUCACCUGGGAACAUGUCGACUCAGCAGAAGAACCUGCCCAGCGAACGUUGCCCAAAUCGAAUCACAUUUCAGCUUCAGUAACUCGUGCGUAUUUCCUUCCCGCAGCAACCUUGGAGAUUCAAAACGUGCCAUUCCCCAUAAGCCACGCGGGAUUCUACUCGGCGUUUGCGAACCCGGUCCUCACUCAAAGCCCCCUGACCAAUUUGUCCAAGGUGGUUGCUCUUCGAGAUACAGAGGGGAGGUUUGGGGGCGUGAUUCGUAUCACAGGAGACGCGGCGUGUGGACCAGCAGAGCCCAUUGAGCUUAUUGCAAUCUCGCAGGCAAGCGCAAAGGGCAAAUGUUUACGGAGCUGCUACGAGGACAAGGUCCUACGAAAGAGCAGAUACGCAGAUCCAAGGCCGUUCCACGCCGUAUAUGAUGGCUCUGGACGAUGGGUUGGCAUUGGAGAUGAGAUGUCCCUGGACGAUGGCCAUAAUUAUCGAGUUAUCGCUACAGGACAGUAUGAGGAGAGCUUGGAGCUGCCGGAGUAUGAAGACGAUGAGGAGUACCAGUUCUACAAUGUUCUCUGGAUCCAACGCGGGGAUAAUGAUGUGGCAUAUAGGUCUGGCUGCGGACGUGUGUUGGCGGAAGCGUGGGAGGGAAAUGAUCCGGAAGACAUACGGCUUACUUUAGGCUAA
Molecule: messenger RNA, 1998 nt
Organism: Trichoderma aggressivum f. europaeum
Lineage: Eukaryota; Fungi; Ascomycota; Sordariomycetes; Hypocreales; Hypocreaceae
Exons: 1
Coding region: 1-1998 (665 amino acids)
Source: RefSeq, a predicted model, not a curated record